AUGCAGUUACCUCAGGGAUUUCACAGCAAGGGGGAGAACCUAGUUUGCAAGCUUAACAAGUCUUUGUAUGGUCUCAAGCAAGCAUCAAGACAGUGGUACUCCAAGUUCUCUUCAACCAUUUUAAAAUAUGGUUUCAAGCAAUCUAAAUCAGAUUACUCCUUGUUCACUAAGAAGUGCAAUCAGACUUUCAUAGCAUUACUUGUUUAUGUUGAUGACAUUCUAAUUGCAAGUAAUGAUGUUCAAGCAGUUGAAGAUCUUAAGACUUCUUUGAAUCAGGAAUUCAAGUUGAAAGACCUUGGUAAUUUGAAAUACUUUCUUGGUCUUGAGGUUGCUAGAUCAGAGAAAGGAAUUUCAUUAUGUCUAAGGAAGUAUGCAUUAGGUGUUCUUAAAGAUGCUGGAAUGACAGGUUGCAAACCCAGCAAAGUACCAAUGGAACAGAACUUAAAACUAAGCAAAUUUCAAGGAGAAUUGUUGACUGAUCCGAGUGUUUAUAGGAGAUUAGUUGGAAGACUGCUUUACCUAACCAUAACAAGACCAGAUAUUACCUAUUCAGUUCAUAAACUAAGCCAAUUCAUGGCUAAGCCUAGAAAGCCACAUCUUGAUGCAGCCUACAAGGUGUUGCAAUACAUUAAAGGAUGCCCUGGCCAAGGCAUUCUCCUAUCAUCAAAAUCAGAUUUGCAUUUGAAGGCUUACACGGAUGCAGAUUGGGCCUCUUGUGUAGAUACCAGAAGGUCUACUACUGGAUUUUGUGUGUUUUUAGGAGACUCAUUGAUCUCAUGGAAGUCUAAGAAACAAUCCAUAGUUUCUAGAUCCUCAGCUGAAGCUGAAUAUAGGGCAAUGGCCUUAAGUGUUUGUGAAAUGACUUGGCUGUUGGCUUUGUUAAAGGAUUUUGAAGUUGAUCAUCCACAACCGGGCAUGCUUUUCUGUGAUAACCAGGCAGCAAUCUAUAUUGGUGAGAACCCUGUCUUUCAUGAAUGUACAAAACACAUAGAAGUAGACUGCCACUUGGUUAGAGACAAGGUACAAGAAAAGGUGAUUCGUUUAUUCUUCACUCCCACACAUACACAGCUAGCAGAUCUAUUUACCAAGGCAUUAUGCAGUCAGGAGCUGAAGUUCUUAAUUUCCAAGAUGAAUGUAUUAAACAUACAUAAUUCUGAGUCUCAUCUUGAGGGGGAGUAUCAGACAACAAAGAAGAAAGGAGCAGAGAAUAAGAAGAAUGAGAAGAGGAGUAAAACGACACUACAAAUAAGCUAA
Molecule: messenger RNA, 1254 nt
Organism: Quercus robur (English oak)
Lineage: Eukaryota; Viridiplantae; Streptophyta; Magnoliopsida; Fagales; Fagaceae
Exons: 1
Coding region: 1-1254 (417 amino acids)
Source: RefSeq, a predicted model, not a curated record